AUGACUUCGUUCAUACUGUGUUUUACAAUUGCCAUACCAUCAGUAUUUUCACUUAUUUGGUUGACACCUUACGCCACUUAUGGAUUCAGCGCGGAAAAGUUGAUGUGGGUAUAUGAUAGUCCCGAUUUCAUGCCUUCCUUCGAUCGCAUAACUACUUUGGGAACUAGCAUACUGUCUACUACCUGCUACAUUCUCCUAUUGGGACUGGUUUUAAAUAAAAGUUCUUCAACAAGUAAUAAACUAAGUGACAGUUCAAGACGUCGAGAUACACUGUUAACGCUACAAGUAAUAAUCAAUGGAAGUUAUACUAUCUGUGUUUCCACCUAUUUCAUGUUCUUAAGGCCUUACUAUGUACCUUAUACUACAAUAUAUAACGCAGUUGAUAUUAUUUUAUGUGUAUUGUGGAAUGGAAAAAGUCCUAUCAUGCAUUUAUUCUUCAAUCGAUAUAUACGUGCAAAUUUUCUUGAGAAUAUUCGGAACCGAAAAAUUUUCUCCUUAAUUAUAAAUGUGCUGCUGCGCUUACGACACAAAAUAUCUGUCAGUAGCUUGCCCUUAAAUCGAGUGGUACCGGUGAAGGCGGAUUAUGUCGACGAAUGUGAGCGAUAUAAUCCACAGUUUAAGCAAACUUUUAUCGUUACUGCAAAAGCAACUACGAAUGUGCACCAUUAA
Molecule: messenger RNA, 669 nt
Organism: Brugia malayi
Lineage: Eukaryota; Metazoa; Nematoda; Chromadorea; Rhabditida; Onchocercidae
Exons: 4
Coding region: 1-669 (222 amino acids)
Source: RefSeq, a predicted model, not a curated record